Molecule: messenger RNA, 2225 nt
Organism: Musca domestica (house fly)
Lineage: Eukaryota; Metazoa; Arthropoda; Insecta; Diptera; Muscidae
Gene: Plekhm1
Exons: 6
Coding region: 63-2135 (690 amino acids)
Source: RefSeq, a predicted model, not a curated record
UGAAUUUGGAAUACUUAGUUGUACUUUAUCUGAGACGCAAGUAAGGAUUAAACUCAGCGAAUAUGAGCUCAUUAUUUCGAAGCCUAAGUGGAGUAUCUAGUAAACGAGAAAUUGCAGUAAAGGAGGCAAUUUUGGAAGCACUGCAAGAGAAUGUGAAGGAGAUAGAAUACGAUGUUCAAGACAAAGGAGAAGGAACGAUUAUUGAACUUUGUGAAAGUUCCAAUAACUUGGUAACAACAAUAGAAGCUGUCUUUCUGCAUGGCCUUAAGGAUUCAUUUCUAUGGCAAACUUUAAGCAUUAUCAAUGGCGUGGAGGGUGAGCGCAGACCAGAACCUAGUUUUUACUCGCCCAUAAUGGUAUUCCUACACAAAGAAGUAAUAGAACAGAUAAGUUCGUUGACUCAAGUAACUUCAGAGGUUGGCAUGUGUCGUGCAUGGAUUCGUUUAAGUCUCAACGAUGGGUUGCUUUCCUCAUAUCUAAAUAACAUGGGCAAGAACUCAUCUUCACUGAGUCCAUACUACAAGAAAUAUGCGUUAAUUAAGGAUACAUCACGUCUGGAGAGAGCAAUUCAUUUGAUAGACAACGUUGAGAGUUUAGCGCAGUUUAAAUUGCCAUAUAAUACCAGUCUUAUGAAUCAAUGGCCGGAUCAAGCUCUACAGCUCUCAGGACUAUGGACACCUACAAUGAAAUCCUGUCCCAUUAGCAGCGGCUUAGAUGUAGCCGGCUCUUUGGUGGAGGAGACAAGAGCAAUACCCAUGCCCCAGCCGUUGUGCACAAAUCAACUCUUUUCAGAAUCUAUAUCUAACAGUCCAUUUCAAAGAAGCACAAAUUUUGCCGCGGACGAGGGGAAUACUCGUAUGAAUGUCGAUCUAUUUUUACAAAAAGUAGAGGAAAUGGAAGAAGAUACAUUAGGCGAGGAGCCAACACUAGUGCAACACUCUCCACUGACUGAUGAAGCGGCUAAGGAAAAUAUUGAAGCAUGUGUGGAAGUCAAUGCAAGUGGCAGUAAUUCUCUUAGUAACCUCAUGCAAAAAUCCUGGUGUUCUGAUAUGAAUUAUGGAGACAGUAAUUCCCAGGAGCGUCCUUUCCACUUUCAACGAUCCCUUAGUUUAACGAGUUCUGCAAGCUCUUUGAGAUCACCUGCAACAGAUCGCUGCAGCUACAAUGCAUUACUACGCAAACAUGAACGUCAACGGGAAGUGGACUGGACCGAGGUGUGGGAAAAGUUUUUGUUACAAAAUACGACAGGAAUUGCAGUUUCGCAGUCCACUAUCAAUUGUGAUGAUGAAUGCGAAUCAAAUAAGUCGGACUUUGAAGUAGUGUCCGGAGGAUCUUUGGAGAAAUUUGACAUACAGGAGUUACAAGAAAUGGUGGAACAGCUAUGCAAAUUGGCUAGAGAGCCUGGAUUGGAUGCUCAGGGAUUCUUGUGCAAAUCAUGUCAACAUCCCUUGGGAAUAGGUUACUCCAACUUUAGAGUUUGUUCAAUUAGUGGAAGCUACUUUUGUGAUAAUUGUAUGGACAUGGAACCCGUCAUUAUACCAGCAAAAAUAAUUUAUAAUUGGGAUUUUCGCAAGUAUGUGGUGUCGAAAAAAGCUGCCUCAUUCCUGGCAGAAUUUCGUACACAGCCAUUUAUUGAUCUUAAGCUUCUUAAUCCAGAUAUAUACAAUGCUUCAGAGGCAAUGGCCGAAUUACAGGCCUUACGUAUUCGACUCAAUUUUAUACGAGCUUAUCUGUGCACCUGUAGCCCCAAGAGCUUUGAAGAAUUGCAACGGUUGUUUUUCGGAAAAGAAUAUUUGUACGAGCACAUUCAUCAGUACUCCAUAGGAGAUUUGGCAAUGAUACAACGUGGUUUGUUGUACCAGAAAUUGCAGAAGGCAUAUAAAGUCGGAGAGGCUCACAUUUUAAAAUGUCCCCUAUGCAGUUUAAAGGGUUUCAUAUGUGAAAUAUGCAAAGGGCCCAAGGUUCUAUAUCCUUUUCACAUCGAAACGACAUACCGCUGUUCAACAUGUGGGUCUGUCUUUCAUGCCGAAUGUUUAAAUGACAACCAACCAUGCCCCAAAUGUGAAAGGCAUCGUAAACGUGUUGCCUUAUUUUCGCCAUCCCCAGAUACUGGCGAGGAGGAAAAGGAAAAUUGAAUAAUUAUUUAAAGUAUACAUUAAAUAUUGUUAUGUGUCGCUCUGUCUUAACUCGGAUAUAAAUAAACCAACGCUUAUUUAUUAACAUAA